Monomorium pharaonis (pharaoh ant) is the source of this 2173-nucleotide messenger RNA. Its product is annotated as tetracycline resistance protein, class H. The transcript is spliced from 5 exons. Gene Ontology annotation, molecular function: transmembrane transporter activity. The record is from RefSeq and is a predicted model, not a curated record. NCBI's taxonomy places the organism in Eukaryota, Metazoa, Arthropoda, Insecta, Hymenoptera, Formicidae. Gene Ontology annotation, biological process: transmembrane transport. Gene Ontology annotation, cellular component: membrane. Bases 593 to 2059 code for a protein of 488 amino acids.
UCCGCACUAACUUGAUGCGCGUACCAACCGAUUUAACGGUGUAAACUAAAUCAUUGUAUAAAGUAUAAAGGUCCGGAAAAUCAUCGUGUGUAUUGAGAUAGUAAUUAAGACUAUUUGAAUAAUUAAAAAUCGACAAUACGGGCCCAAGAUAACAUAUCCUAUGGACGUUCAAAUAUUGGCCAUUGAUGAAUGUCUGAAAUCGGACAUACGAUGGACGUCCACUUCAUGUCCAUGGACGUGUGGACUUAAAAUAGACACAAAAUAAACGUCCAUAAGAUAUCCUGUGCUGUCUGGGCAGAAUAUUCCGAUAUAUGUUAAUACAUUCAUGCGGAGAGACACGUGCACGCAUACACAUACGAAAACAUGCAGUGUAUAUACAACAAAGAACUUUACGGACACCGAAGUACAUCGCGCGUCGCAUUCGCUUAUCUACAGCACCUAAUUUUUGCCAAUGAAGAAAAACAAAACUUCGGGUGCAUCCGACAAGUGCGCCCGCGGGCCGUUUUAUCGCGCAUUCGUCAACGAGUUACCGCAUAGGGAGUGUGUAUGUGUAUGUUUAGUCCGUUUUUAACGAACAUCGCGGGAGAUAACUAUGGAUCGAACUAUGCCAGAAUGGAGACGUUAUUUGCUCGUGCAACCGCCCGCGGUAUUGCUGAAAUUCGCCACAGCGAUGACAGGUGAUAAAUCAGUCUUUAGUUUUUUUUUUAAUACAGCGACUUUACAUAGUAUACACGCGCUUUUCUUUGCAGAUACUAUUCUGAUAGAUCUGAUAGUGUAUCGUACGUGCACCGUGACGCUGAAACUAAACGAAACGGAGUGUCUCAUACUCCAUAACAAUAACAGCAGCAAGGAAGCGCUCAGAAUCGAUUCCAUGGUCCAGCCGUACGCGAGCCAGAUCGUGAUGGGUACAUCCUUUAUGAAUAGCAUUUUCCCAUCGCUCUUAAUGCUAUUUCUAGGACCGUGGAGCGACAAGUACGGAAGGAAACCCGUUAUGCUUUCAGGAUGUAUAAGUACAUCUUUAACUUUUGUUCUGCUCUCUGUAAUAGCUAAUUGGGACAAGGUGCCUUGGUAUAUUCUGUUAGCCUAUGUCCCCAUUGUUUUUUUCGGUGGCGUAAACAUAUCGAUGCUCGCCACGACAUGUUACAUCACUGAUAUGACGGACGAUAACGAGCGGGCAUGGUACUUUGCCUGCUUGGACGCAGUGAUCUUCCUCGGCGCGUUGAUCGGAUUGCUCGUCGGUCCGGUGAUAUUCGAGGCAUGCGGUUACACCGGUGUGUUCAGCGUCGCGACCGCGUUCUGCAUUCUGGCGACGUUAUACACGUUAUUCUUUACUCCGGAAACUGUACACAAUGAAUCUUCCGACAUCCGUAAAGUAUUUGACUUUGCGUUAGUAAAAGAUCUUAUUAGCGCAUGUAUCAAAAAGAGAGAUGGAUUCAAUAGGUCGUUACUUUGGAGCUGCAUAGCUUGCCUCACAAUUAUCUUCAUUGCCGAUCAGGGCUAUCUCGCUAUCGGAUAUCUGUUCGCGAGCGCGCGACUCGGCUGGACCGUGGAAAAAUAUAACGCCUUCUUGGCUGCUGGCGUUGUGAUAAGAGUGUUCGGAACGAUAUUCGGUAUUAAAUUAAUGCGGGAAUGUGCAGGAUUCCCAGAAACGAUAAUUGCCAUGAUAUCUAUUACAUCGGCCGUCGCUCGUACAUUGACACGUGCCUUUACAUGGCAGCCUUGGCACAUGUAUUUAUCAAUGCUUUUAGGAAUAUUUAUCAACAUAUCUCGACCAAUGAUUCGUGUCAUAUUGACCAAGGCGGUACCUAUACAAGACACAGGAAAGGUUUUCUCCGUGGCUAGGUCCAUGGAGACACUGUUACCAUUCGCAGCAGCCUCCAUGUAUACAUUUCUUUACUCCCACUACAUGCCACCUAUAUAUCCUCUACCAGUGUGGUUCUUAUCAGCAGCAUUCGAAGUCAUAACUAUUGUGAUACUGAUAUAUAUUCAGAGUCGAGCGAUAAAAAGAACCACAGUAUCUUUUACCCCAUUAAAUGAAGAUGAUACAUUAAGAUCUUAGUGAGAAAAAACAAAUACAAAAGAUAUCCACGAGAUACAAAAUAUAGUGAUCAACUAAAAGUAAAGAUAAUUUUUUUUAUUCGGGUUUCUAGUAAUAUAUAAAAUUUUUCUAAUA